Mesocricetus auratus (golden hamster) is the source of this 6701-nucleotide messenger RNA. It is a transcript of the gene Plekha8, whose product is annotated as pleckstrin homology domain containing A8. The transcript has 14 exons. The record is from RefSeq and is a predicted model, not a curated record. Gene Ontology annotation, molecular function: ceramide 1-phosphate binding; ceramide 1-phosphate transfer activity. Gene Ontology annotation, cellular component: cytosol; cytoplasm; membrane. NCBI's taxonomy places the organism in Eukaryota, Metazoa, Chordata, Mammalia, Rodentia, Cricetidae. Gene Ontology annotation, biological process: ceramide transport; intermembrane lipid transfer. The coding region runs from base 214 to 1767 and encodes 517 amino acids.
GCGACCGUCGCCUCAGGGGCCGUGCCUCCCUCGCCUCGCUCGGCCGGCCGCUCCGCCCGGUUCACACCGACCGCGCCUGGCGCAGGCGCAGAAACCCGGACCAGAGGCUGGUGCUCCUCGGCUGUCGCGGUGACCCCGCCCCCGGGCCCGGGAUGUGAGGCCGGUCCGGGUGUCCCCGCGGCGGGCCGGGGCGGCGAGGGGCCCGCGGGCGCCAUGGAGGGCGUGCUGUACAAGUGGACCAACUACCUGAGCGGUUGGCAGCCUCGAUGGUUCCUUCUUUGUGGGGGAAUACUGUCCUAUUAUGAUUCUCCUGAAGAUGCUUGGAAGGGUUGUAAAGGGAGCAUCCAGAUGGCAGUCUGUGAGAUUCAAGUUCAUUCGGUGGAUAACACUCGCAUGGACCUGAUCAUCCCUGGGGAACAGUAUUUCUACUUAAAAGCCAGAAGUGUGGCAGAGAGACAGCGAUGGCUGGUGGCCCUGGGGUCUGCUAAGGCCUGCCUGACAGAUAGUAGAACCCAAAAGGAAAAAGAAUUUGCAGAAAACACUGAAAACUUGAAAACCAAAAUGUCAGAACUAAGGCUGUACUGUGAUCUCCUUGUUCAGCAAGUAGAUAAAACAAAAGAAGUGGCCACAUCUGGUGUUGCUGACUCUGAGGAGGGAAUCGAUGUGGGAACUCUGCUGAAAUCAACCUGCAACACUUUCCUGAAGACCCUGGAGGAAUGCAUGCAGAUCGCAAAUGCAGCCUUCACCUCUGAGCUACUCUACCAUACACCCCCAGGAUCCCCUCAGCUAGCGGUGCUUAAGUCCAGCAAGAUGAAGCAUCCUAUCAUACCAAUUCAUAAUUCAUUGGAAAGGCAGAUGGAGUUGAACAGUUGUGAAAAUGGAUCUUUAAAUAUGGAAGUAAAUGGUGAUGAAGAAAUCCUAAUAAAAACCAAGAGUUCCUUGUAUUUGAAAUCCACAGAGGUAGAUUGCAGCAUGUCAAGCGAGGAAAACACAGAUGAUAAUGGGACAGGUGAGACACUGAAGGCAGAUGAAAAGGAAAACCUGGGGAAUCAUGAGGGUGAGCUGGCACAACCUGGAUCAAAUUCAGUCUGCUCACCAGAGUCCGUCUGGAAAGACAACGAAGAGGUUGUCCCGACUUUCUUUAGCGCCAUGAGUGCCAGCUUUAGUGACAUUGAACUUCUGGAAGACAGUGGCAUUCCCACAGAAGCAUUUUUGGCAUCUUGUUAUUCAGUGGUUCCAGUACUAGACAAACUUGGUCCUACAGUGUUUGCGCCUGUGAAAAUGGAUCUUGUUGGAAAUAUCAAGAAGGUAAAUCAGAAGUACAUAACCAACAAGGAAGAGUUCACUACCCUCCAGAAGAUAGUGCUGCAUGAGGUGGAGGCGGGUGUAGCUCAGGUUAGGAACUCAGCAACCGAAGCCCUCUUGUGGCUGAAGAGAGGUCUCAAAUUCUUAAAGGGCUUUUUGACAGAAGUGAAAAAUGGGGAAAAAGAUAUCCAGACAGCACUGAAUAACGCAUAUGGCAAAACAUUACGGCAACACCAUGGCUGGGUAGUUCGAGGGGUUUUUGCGUUGGCACUGAGGGCAGCCCCCUCUUACGAAGAUUUUGUGGCCGCACUAACCAUAAAAGAAGGUGACCACCAGAAAGAAGCUUUCAGUACUGGGAUGCAGAGGGACCUCAGCCUUUACCUCCCUGCUAUGGAAAGGCAGCUGGCCAUACUGGACACUUUAUAUGAGAUCCACGGGCUGGAGUCUGAUGAGGUGGUGUGACAGCUACUUCUUAGAACAGCACCUCCUACCUUCAGGGAAUAAAGUUUGCUAAUGUGUUGAGUUGCCCUAGUUAAUUUCCAGCAACUUUGAUGCUCUCCAACUCCUCUCCUUGAGGAGAUGAACAGGAGGAAGUGAAUCCUAGUGUUUUAUAGAAUUGUUUUGAUGAGUAUGUGUUUGGUGUGUUUAAAAAUCAAGGUGCUAAAUAUUUCAGUUCAACAGGAAACCAAAUCAUAGCUAUCACAGACUUGAAUAGCAUAAGAGCAAAACUGACAAAUGAAUUUGUUGGGAUCACAUUUUGUAUUGUUGUUUCAGUUAUUAGUUUCAAUGGACCAUCCAAAUUUAAGAAGUAUGCAGGACUAUAAUACAAAGCCAGUGUUUAAUAUAGCUUAGAAAUUGAUUGAGCAUUGGUGGGAGUACAAGCCCCUUUGUUGAAGGACUUACCAUGUAAUAGUUUGUUAUACGUAGACUGUCCUGAGUGGGUCCCUUCUCAGUGACUGCUGAUGAGAAGGGCUGGGUAGUAAAGACACAGACCUUGUGUUGUGGGAAGACACUAACAAGGACUGCCAGUAGCAUUCCUGCGUUUUAUCUGAAUUGGACAUCAUAACAACAGUGACAGUAAAGAGGAUUUCUAUCAUAUUUCAGUAGUAAAGUUUAUAAUAGGAAGGUCUGUUCACAUUCAUGAAGUAUCUUGGUUUUAUUUUUAUUUAUUUAUUUUUUUGCCUAGCUUCCUGAACGCUCUUUCAGCAAAAGAGCCAGGUAGCUUUCAAAUGUGAUCUAGAUAAGCCCUGUAUUGAAGUCACAUGAUGUGUGUGCUGUUUCAAAGAACAGAGUCCUAGACCUUAAGUGAAGAACCCACAUCUGGAGAUGAAACAGGAAUUUGCUGGCUGAUAACCUUCCCAGGCAAUACUCAAGUACACAAAGUUGAAGAGCUACACAGGUGAAUUCUAGUUUUCAGAAUUCCAACUCUUCUGCAAGAAACAAAUGAUAUAUCCCUUAGCCCCCAGAAGGAAGGGGGCCAUCAUUCAAGUAAAAUGAUUAAAUGAAGAGUGAGUAGGCCAGCCGCUUGUGUAACAUUGCUUGUGGCAUUUCUAUAAAAAGCAACAAGGUGCCCUUGUCUCCCAGUAAUGGACCAAGCUGCCUAGAGUGUGCAAAGGGGAGAAGCCAUGAGUGCCUUCCCCAGGAGAGCUACUUCCUCCUAGUAAAAAGGUCAUUCCAUCAUAAGCAGUCCCCAAAGAAAGUGAGGCCUUGGCCAGGCACAGGUGAAGAGGGGGGCUGUGUGUGCUGCUUUUGCUGCUGCACAUCCAGGAGCUCUCAGGGAAAGGCACUGGGUUUCCUCUGUCUGUAAGCAAGUGGGCAUUUACUCAGAUUAAUGAAGCAGUAGAGUUGGCUGCAUGCAAUCCCAGCUGCUCAGGAGUAUGAGGUGGACAUAUCACUUGAGCCCGGGGUAUGGAGGUUAGCCUGAGCAACAUAGCAAGAUCUUGCCUCUUAAAAAUAUUUUUAAGAAAAAAAUUUAAGUGAUGCAAGCAUUUUGCCUCCACAAGAAGUUCUGGAAGUAAGCAGGACCAGGAGGGAGGGACUGAAAUUACUGACAGUGUUCUGCUUUACGCCCACAGACCCCUCAUAUGGUUCCUCUUCCCUGACAAGUAGAAAUCUGAGGGAAGGGCUCAGACUUAGACCUCCUGACCAUGACAUAGUGACUUAAGACCAGAAAGAGAAGAGGUAGCUAAUCUACUUGUCCCUGAGAGUUGGUGUGCCAUCUAUGGGCUGUGCUACCAGGAAAAUGAUGCCAGGCAUGGCUGUGCUAAGCAGCCCCGGGUGCCUCUGCAGUUACCAGAGCCCGGGGAAGAGGGGCGCUCUGAGAACACCUUGAUCUGCACUGAGUGUGUCAGUGCACACAAAAGAAAUGGCAGUCAGCCGGGCGUUGGUGGCGCACGCCUUUAAUCCCAGCACUCGGGAGGCAGAGGCAGGCGGAUCACUGUGAGUUCGAGACCAGCCUGGUCUACCGAGCGAGUUCCAGGACAGCCUCCAAAGCCACAGAGAAACCCUGUCUCGAAAAACCAAAAAAAAAAAAAAAAAAAAAAAAAGAAAUCGGCAGUCUGAGUGUGUAGGUCCAUUCCACCUGGGUUGGGAGUUGGUUGUUUCUCCUUUUACUUACAGCCAUUGUUGUUUUGUUUUCUGAUUUCUGGUUACUUUCUAAGAAAGGGGUAAUAACAAAAGAUCCUGAAAGUGCUCCUGGGAGCCCUUCCAAGAGCUCUGGAGUCCCUCAACCACCCUCACCCUAGCAGGUGAAGAAAUAAUGUGUGUGUUAACAGAGUGCUAACCUUGUCUCCAUUGCCAACAACAGUUCUGGAUUAUUUUCCUAGCAUAGAUGUAAGGGAGAAGCUGGAGAUAGGGAAGUGUGUCUCCCUGGACACUAGCAGAAUUGCAUAAGUAGCAUUGGCUGACCCCUUACACAGCACUGCCACACCACCACUGCCUCAGUCUGCUCUCCACCCCAGCCCAUGGAGCUCAGCUCACACUGGCUGGCAUCGGUGUGUGUGUUAAACUGAACAAAGGCUUUUCAAUUGUGACAUGCCUUUUGUCUUUCGAAAAUAAAUCUGAUUAUAACUAAAACCUACUUGAGAGAUACGAAUUUAGAGGUGUGACACCUUUGAGGGUGGAAACCAGCUUGUUAACAGAGGCAGAGGUGAUUCUCAUGGCAGCUCUUGACACAGCCUGGAAGGGAUGCGGAAGGGUGCUCUGGGUGUGUAGUGGCUUGUUACUGUGUAGAAGUCAUCGUGAGCAUGACAGCAUCGCUUUCGUGUCACUUUCUUGUCUGCUAGUGAGCCUCACUAGCAGUGAACUGCCCGCCCCCUCAGCUUGCUCCAAUGACUCCUCUCUUAGCUCUUGCUUCCCCUUCUUCAGCAGCAGCCCACCUGGUUCCGGAUGAGCUUAGGGCAGAAGCCAUGCUCACAUUUGCAGCUGCAAGGUGGGAGAAGGUGGCAGCGGGAUUGCCGAGUGCCACUGGGAAGGGCACCCUCUGCCUUUGAUCGGUUCACACAGUUAGUGUGUUCAGCUCUCUCCUGCUGAGUAGUGGUUUUAGGUGAAGUGUGUGGUGGGAUUGGCAAAUUCAGUGCACUUUGUUAAGUUUGGAAGCAAGAAGUGCUGAAGAAGUUUCCCGAAAGAAAACUAGUCCGAUCGCAAAGGUCACAUAUAUGGAGAGCUUUCGGAUAAAGCAACAGAGAAGUGAGAGGAUUUGGAGCAAUACAAGAUAUAAGACAUUUUGUAUUGUCUUUCUGAAGAACGGGUUUUUGUGAAUUUCCUACUAAACUAUUAUGCCCUAGGGGAACGGGGCCCUGUUGUGUUGUUUCUGAGUUAUUGAUUCAAACCACUGCUUCUGAUUUAGUGACAGGUUUACAACAGUUCAGCUCUCCACCCUCAUGCUUCAUUUCACUACCAAACAUUUUCAGAGUUGCAGGUUUCUAGGUGUAGAAUUUCUACGUGUUGAGCCAUCCUUCAGUUCUGCAAUCUAAUGUGUUUGGCCAUAGACAGCCAGACCUGAGAUGCUCUGUGACACUGCACAAUAUACAUGCUUAUGUGCAGCAGACCCCAGAAGUUCAUAUAAAGUGCUGUAUUGAGACAUGGGUUCUACUUUCAUGUGACCCUUUGUAAUCUGCAAUUGCUUACUCAGGGCUUUCACAGUAACAGUGUGUCCAAUAGCUGUCUGAUGGUAUUUCAAGACUUAUCAUAAGAGGCUUAUAGAUGUAUAGUGUUAGUUUAGAGUUUUUUCACUGGCCCUCCCCUGUGAAUGUUCCAGUCCAACCCCAUUAGACCAUCCUGCAGAUCAUUUGCAUGGUUUCUUGAUGCACAGCUGCCUUCAAGAAAUCUAGGGCGUGAUCACUCGGUGAUGCCUCUGGUACAGGCAUUGCGUGCAUUGAUCUCUCUUCUCCAUUGUCUAUAUAUAGCCUUUACUGGAAAGGAACAAAUGCCACUACUCUGCAACGCAAGGUUUUCAGAAUUCUUGUAAAUUGUAAAUCCCUGAGUCACUUUUCAGAUUGAACAGUGUUUCUAACCAAGCUGUGUGGGGCAUAAUAUCUGGUGUAUUUAAAGUGUGGUCAGUAUCUUCCUCACCUUACUUUAUACAUACCCUUGGGCAGGGUGGUCCCCUCACCCUGUCGUGGAUGGUUCCAUCAACCCUAGCAUGGAUGACCUUAUUGCACACCUGAUCUCAUCCACCAGAACCCCGUAUAUGUGUCCACAGGUGGAGGUGGAGUCAGUGAAGAGAAGGGUGAUCUAGAUGGCAGAGGAGCCAGCUUCAUGACAUGGAUGAUGUAUGAUUCCCAUGUGUCAUGAGAAUUCACUAGAACGUCAUUCAGCAGCCCAACUACCUCAUGUAAAUUGGCUGUGGACAAUCUGUGUUAGGUGAGAAAUGUGUUCAGAGAAAUUUAUUCUGGUCAAUAAACUGAACAGUGUGGUGUCUCUGUGAAGAACAAACAAGUUACCAGAUGCCAAAGGCUAACGUAUACCUAGGUUCUCUUGGGUUCUUUUCUACAUUAACAUUUAAUUCCACAGUCUGUGCCCUCAUGAGUGUCUGUAGUUUUGUAGAGCCACAUGCUCUGAGUAACUGUCACGGAGUCCUGUGUCACCUCCUCUUGUCUCAGUAUUUUGAAUGAACAUCAUAAUGCUGAUGGGAAGCGAGUUAAACUACAAAAGCGUCAAACAACUGUGGCUUCUUAAUUUAAUGGACCUUUAUUUAGAAAUGUAUCGGAGCCUUUUAGGACCAGUUGUUGAGUGGAAAUUUUGUAUGCAAAUGUGUCUGCUUCUCUGUCCAAGUUGUUAUUCUGUAUUUCAUGGGAAGUGGGGCAGGGGAGGGUUUUACUUCCUUUGGAGAAUGUUUGAAAACAUCUGUCAGAUUUUUAUAUUCAUUAGUUUAAAAUAAACAUAUUUUUAGAGUA